AUACAUAUACAUAUUACCAAAAAUGCAGGAACCGAUAUCGACUCAAUUUGAAAUUGCUGAUCCUCCAAGAGACGGAAUCUCAAGUCUAGUGUUUAAUCCCCUGGACUCUAAUCAACUUCUUGUCUCUUCUUGGGAUUCUACAGUUCGCCUUUACGAUAUCGAACAGAACCGUCAGCUUUUACGUUUUGAUCACGAAGGAGCUGUCCUCGAUGUAUGCUUUGGCGAUGGACAAGUUGCCUACAGUGGUGGAAUUGCCAAAAAAUUAACAAUGCUUGAUCUGGCAACAAACACAACCAAAUUGUUGGGCUCACACGAAGAGGCUAUUCGAAGCAUCUGCUGGAAUACAGAAACACAGAAUGUUUACACUGGUUCAUGGGAUAAGACUUUGAAAGUUUGGGAUCCUCGUUUAGAAGAAAAAAAGGCCGAGAUCAAAAAAGUGAUUCUCCCACAGAAAGUGUUUAGCAUGGAUACAAAGAACAACAUUCUGGUCGUAGCCAUGGCCAAUAGACAGGUUCAUGUGUAUGAUGUACGCAACAUGGACGCCCCGCUUUAUACGAGAGAAACGUCUUUGAAAUACAUGCUCAAGUCAAUCAGGUGUAUGCCGAAUGGUGAAGGUUAUGCAUGCGCGUCUAUCGAAGGUCGCGUCGCCCUGGAGUUCUUUGACACGUCUGAGGAAUCACAGGCCAAGAAGUACGCGUUCAAAUCUCACCGACAGACCAUCAAUGAUACCGAGGUUGUCUAUCCUGUCAAUACUCUGGCAUUCCACCCUACCCAUGGCACAUUUGCAUCGGGUGGAUCUGACUGUGUUGUAAGCAUUUGGGAUGGUGUCCAUCGUAAGCGCAUUCGCCAGUUUCCUCGCUUCCCAGACGAGAUCUCCAGUCUGGCAUUUAGCCCUGACGGCAAGACACUUGCUAUUGCUAGUAGCUAUACUUAUGACGAAGGAGAAAGAGAUCAUUCUCCGGAUGCUAUCUAUAUUCGUACACUUUCCGAAACUGACUGCAGACCUCGAGCAGCGGUCAACAGCAGUAAUUAAUUAAUUAGACAACUGCAAAGAUUUAUGCUUUAUCUCUCUAUCUCUCUAUCUAUCCAUUCCACCCUUCCAAAUAUGCUUCUUUUGCUGCUUUUUUUAACCCAAAAAGAAAACAAAAAAAAACCAAGUAUAAAAAAGUAUGCCAUCUAUUUUAUUAUAUUAUAUUUUUCAAAAUAAAAAUAUAAGAAUAAGAAUUCAUUUAUUCUUAAGCAUU
Phycomyces blakesleeanus NRRL 1555(-) is the source of this 1244-nucleotide messenger RNA. RefSeq lists its product as hypothetical. Gene Ontology annotation, molecular function: ubiquitin binding. The transcript is spliced from 3 exons. Gene Ontology annotation, biological process: mitotic spindle assembly checkpoint signaling. Lineage: Eukaryota; Fungi; Mucoromycota; Mucoromycetes; Mucorales; Phycomycetaceae. Gene Ontology annotation, cellular component: mitotic checkpoint complex; kinetochore; bub1-bub3 complex. The coding region runs from base 23 to 1033 and encodes 336 amino acids. The record is from RefSeq and is a predicted model, not a curated record.